GUACUAUAAAUAGAUAUCAAUUUCGAACCGAACCCUAAUCUCAACUCAAAGCAGCAGAUUCAGCGAUGAAAAUCAUUAGAUAUACUUAUUCGGGAUUAGAAAUCGCCCAACAAACACCUGAUUCGGAUCUUCAGGCACUCGAGCAACAUAUACAAACACCUAAAUUGGAUCCGCAGAAAGGCAAUCAACAUAUGUACGCAAGACACCUGCAGGAAAGUUCAGAUUCCAAGCCUCCGGUGACGUUCAAAAAUUUCUAUCGAGAUGGUGUACCGAACCUUCAUUCUAAGGUAACACCUUUGUUUGAGGUGGGCUCUGUUCACAUUGAUAAUAACCAAUCCAACGAGUUUAGUUCUAUUGAAAUUUAUGGCACCAUUGUGCUCAUUGAUGAUCAUGGGAACGAAUUCUAUAUUUUUGAUUGCAAGCAUCGUAAUGAUGCAAAGUCUCACGUUUUAGACCCCAAAACACCCACAUCUCUAAUCCUUCAAAACUUUCAACCGCGUGGUGUACCAAGUAAAUUUUGCUUGCUAUUUCAACUCAAAAGAAGACUGUGUGGUGCUGCUGAGGAAGAUAUUGUAAUCUUCGAUGAUUACAAGUACAUAGAUUGCACUGAUGAAGUUCUUUAUGACAAACCACAAGUCCAUGUCUUCGACUCUGAUAAAGGUGGAUCUAUUAUUACGGUGACUUGCACAAUAUUUCAAUGUGCACUUUUAGCCGAGGUGGGUAUUGUAGUUGAAAAAACCGGCAAAUGUGGAAGUGGUGUUGAUGAGAGUGGUGUUGCGGAAAUUACUGGUAGUAUUGUUGCAGUAACCAGGGGAUUGAGUGAUGAUAUGGUACCUAAUGUACGUACGCUCCUUGCUGUGUCAUGCGAAAAGUUCAACUUUGGGAAUUAUACUCCACUGUCUUCAUUGGCGGUGCCAGCAUAUUCUUCGGUUGAAUUUCGAGGUCAACUAAGUGUUAAUCGGCAAGAUUUAAGUAGUGUUUUGACAUUUGAACCCUGUAAUGAAAUUAACAUAUUUCAUGAGAAACAAAUUGGCCGUAGACCAUAUCGGAUCCGAAUGAUUGUGUUUUGGAAGCACGGUGCUACAAGCCUUCCGGAAGGUAAUGUACUUGAGUACUAUGCUAAAGCAAGUGAAACACCCUUUACCGAUCAGAGGCCAACAAGCAAAAUCCUUGAGACUGAAAAUACAUAUUAUUUCCAACCAGUUGUGAGACAAUACUUUAAGGACUUGAAAUGGGACAGAGAUGAUUUUUUUCCAACUGAACUUUUGGAGAUUUUCUCGAUUUCUGUUUGUGCUUAUGAUCAAGGAGAUUCUGCAUUCAGUCUUAGAGGAAAAGUGAAGUGUUAUGAUUGCAGAGGAUGUCUAUCUAUCUUUGAUUCAGACACCGGAGGCAUCUUCACUUCCACUUCCAGUGACAUUGUAAAGCUAGUUCCUGAUCUUGGUCGUGGUUUUGUCGGUUCACAUCUGGGGAUAGUAACCGAGCUGAUGGAUAAUCAAGGCCGUGAGAUUAGCUUUGGGUCUGCGACAUAUGAUUUCGACACAAUUAAAGUAUGGCGUGACAAGCGGAUCUGUUCAGUUAUUAGGGGCCAAAAUGGUUUUGCAGCUGUGCACUAUACGAUCUUUUCAGAUGCUGUACUAGUUAAAUUAUCCUUUGAGGCAAUGUAUAACUUUCAAUCUAGUGUUGCUAUUGGUUGUAAAGUUCAUGGGAGUAUCAAUACUUGGUACAUCAACUUCAAUUACUCCACUCACUAUGCAAAGAAGUAUUACCGAAGUACACUGUUUGAAAAGGAAGAGUGCGAUGCUGUGAAUCUUGCCGGUGGUGAGAAAAUACCAUUGUCAAAAUCCGUAGUUGCAGUGCCGGUAUAUGGCUUACUCGUUGUGGAAGCAAUUGUUUAUGCACAAAAUGGGAAGCAUCGUGAAGAAUUGAAGUUUAAGAAAACAUUUUCUCCUGCUGAAGAUCAACGCGUGAUUGCGGAAUCGAGGCUUGGUAAGAGCUUUGGUUUAUUUAUGGAUGUGGAAUGGGUGAGGAACAUCCCUCUCAUCUAGGCUGCUUAGUAGAGGAGACCACGUCUAAUAUUUGUUUGAGCGCUUUUGUGAGUUUCCUUAUCAGUUGCUCUGUUAUUUUGAGUGCAUUUGUGUUAUAGAUUAUAAGCACUACCGUCUGUUCUUUUAU
Molecule: messenger RNA, 2172 nt
Organism: Daucus carota subsp. sativus
Lineage: Eukaryota; Viridiplantae; Streptophyta; Magnoliopsida; Apiales; Apiaceae
Exons: 4
Coding region: 66-2045 (659 amino acids)
Source: RefSeq, a predicted model, not a curated record